GUGGCUGUAAUAUUAUUUUAAGACUAAUAAAAUGUGUUAUAGAACAAAGAGAUUGAGAACCACUGACGUAAAGUAAUUAUACAUUCAAAGACGAGCAGCAGAAGUUUUCACAAUUGAUAUGCCUAAUGUUUCUGCCUCUUUGUAUUUAUCAAUGAGUCGUAACGUCAACGGCCGCCUCUCACUAUUUCAACAUUGUGUAGAUUCGUUUCUUGUCUGUUUAAUUAUUCAAUGUACUGGGACAAAGUCAUUGAGUAAUGUUUGUAUUAUGCUGAAGAACUGGACGUCAAAAGAUUAAAAAACGAAAUGGGAAGACGAUACUGGAUCACGCAUGAAUGAACAGAAAUAAAAUAUUGUCAUAGACAAACGAAUUUAAAUUUGAAGAAACAUUUUCUGAAAGCAUCGUAACCUUGAAGUGUAUUUUGGAUCACCAACACUGUUUCAUGGUGUAUUUUUUUUUUCGCUUGAUUAGAAACAAGUUCAAAGACAUCAGCGAACCAAAAAAUCACUGACUCUUGCAAGUUACAAAACAAAUCAAGAAUCUACACCAUACGGAUUAAUUAUGUCAAGUCUUCAAGUUUCGCAGUUAUUUCACAGUCUAAAAGGACUAAUGAUGAGUAUUGUAUGGGCUUAUUUGACGUUUAGUUUGAUUGUGGGUGUACAAACAACCACCACCACAGAAAGUACUACAACAGGCGAUUCAGAAAGUACUACAUUAGAAACUUCAUUAACCGCCACUACUACAGAAUCCACAACCACAACAGCAUCAUCUACAACUACAACUGAAGCCCCUACUACAAUUACUUCCGAAACGACAACACUUUUAACAGAUACCACCACAACUCCUCAAGCUACUACGACAAAAACAGCAGCUGCCUCUUCUAUAUCUGAAACAACUACAGCUGCACCAGCUUCGACCACCGCAUCCAGCUCCAGUGAUUCUUCCACUUCGACCACAACAGCUACCACCGCAACGACAACAGCGUCCACUGCCGGUUCAACCUCAACUACUACUACAGUAACCCCUGCUUCUACAGCAACCACCUCUAGCGCAGCAUCCACUGCUAGUACUGCCUCUACUGCGAGCACAGCUUCCACUGCAACUGCCAGUACAUCAUCAACGCCAGUUACAACCACAACUUUACCAACAACUACAACUACGGUUGCUCCAGCCAUGUGCUACAGUCACAGUUGUGGAGGUAAAAAUUGCCUCAAGGACAAGAUUUCUAAUGGAACUGUUGAUAAGUGUCUCAAAGGAAAUUUCCCCUGCAAGAUAACCGUUGUCAAGACAACCACUCAGUCUAACAACUACACUGUCCUUGCUACAUGUGGAACUGAAGACUGCAGUAGCUAUAGUUAUAUCUCUGUAGGGGAGAACAGCACGACCACGUGGUGCUGCUCCUCCAGUCUAUGUAACAUUGAAGGACUUAACCGCGUGUCUGCUCCUACAGCCUCCAUCUUGCUAGUCUCUGCGACAUUGUUCUGGACGCUGAUCUCCAUAGUCUACAAGCCUUAAAACAACUGCAAUAAAGCUAUGCUAAUGUAUUCAUCCUUUUAAACUGUGCAAUGUUGCCCUCAUACACAUAACACAUUUGUAAUCUUUGACAAUAGUGGGCAGGUGUGCAGGAAGAAGAAUAUGCCCUCACUAUCACAUCUUCCUCCCCACCCCCACCCCAAUGUGAAAACAAAUACCAUUCCAUAGUACUAUACUUUAUUCAAAUAUGUAUACAUGCAUGUGCUGUCUACAUAACAUAAUUACAAAUACAUAUACUCUUUACAUACAUAUCUAUGCAUGCGCUGCCCAUAGACAUUUACCCACACAUAAGCUGCCUACAGACAUAUUUACCCACACAUAAGCUGCCUUCAGACAUAUUUACCCUCACAUAAGCUGCCUACAGACAUAUUUACCCACACAUAAGCUGCCUGCAGACAUAUUUACCCACACAUAAGCUUCCUACAGACAUAAUUACACAUAGGCUACAUUACAUAUACUGUCUACAGACAUAUUUAUCCAUACAUAAGCUGCCUACAGACAAAUUUAUUAUUUACCCAUAUUUACAUAUCUAUGCAUACAUACAUAUUCUGCCUGUAGUAAGACAUGAUGUAUAGUGUUGAUACAACUGUUUUACGUACACAAAUCUAUAUUUUAUUUAUCUCCCCUGUUGCUUGUUACUGAUGGUCAAACGUCUGUGAUUCAAUUCAACUGCUUCUAUUUUUUCUAACAAUAUAUUGGCUAUGGUGACGUCAUUUGUUAAGUCGUUGGCGAACCGUGGAAAUAAAUUGUAAAAAUGACAUCAUCAAUGUAAACAAUGAAAUUGAUGAUUGAUUGAUACACAGCCCUAGACAUUUUUUUUUCUUUAGCCUCUAAGUCUCAACAAAAUGUAUAUUAAACAUUAAAUAUGUAUUAGAAAGAAAACAAUUCAAGUGAAAAUGGUUACACUCUUUAUAAGAAAUCUCUAAAUCCAACUGAGUUUAUUUCUUUCUGAAAACCAAGCAAGAAUUUAAAUUAACACUAAAUGCAAACUUUCUGUAACUGAACUAGACCUAGAUUUGAUAAUUGAUGCUCUGGUUGUUUUUAUUGAAAUUCCAUUUGUAACCAAAAGUUGAGUUUUAAAGUUUUAUGACUACUGCCGGAAUUCACUAAAGCAGUGAUGCCCAAACUACGGCCCGCGAGCCAGAUCCGGCCCGCGACGUGGUUUGGACCGGCCCGCCAAAACAUCGGCACAAAAUAUAGGGGAAAAAAAGGUAGAAAAAUGUAUUUUUUUCUAUGAUAGGACUCUAGCUUUUUGUAUGGAUUUCAUUCUAAUCUAUUUUCUUGUAAUAUUCGUGUUAAUUUUCUUUUCUACAAGAACACAAGGUUGUUGUUUUUUUUCGGCAACAAGAAUUGACAGUUGUUUUAGAGUCUUAGACAAUACCCGCGGCUGUCUAGAGCUAACCGUGUUCUUGACAUGUCAUGUGUGUAACACUGCACAUCUUUUCUGCAUCAUUUUGGUUCGUGUACUUUUGACACAUGAUUGGUGCCGUUCCUUGUAACAUUUGUACGUUUAUGAAAUAGAAGAGUCGAAGAAACGAAAAUUGUUGAAACUUCCAGGACAAGUGGACAGAUCUUCUUUCUUUGUUGGUGGAACAUACUAAGCCAACAUGUUUGAUCUGUAAAAUGUGACUGUUUUUAAGGAACAUAGCAUAAAAGACAUUGUAAAACAAACCAUUACAAAAAUAUUGUGGCAUUAAUGGUUGAGUCGCCAAGAAAAUAUUUACUAAGAAGUCAAGAGAAUGAGUCGACUGUAAUGGAUGCUACAGAGUUGCUCACAUUAACAAGAGAAAUGAAACAUAAAAAGGUGCUUGCUUGCAGUGAUGGAAUUAAAUCGGCCUGAAAAAAAAAUGAAGCUGUGCAGCCUUUCUGGCAUGACAAUAGCAAAACGAGUCGAGCAGACGAUGUUGGUGAAAAUCUCCAUUCAAAACUAAAUGACAGAGCAGCAGAUUUCGAAAUAAUUACUAUUGCUGCUGGAACUGAUUGACUUACAAAUCCAGAUUUCAAACAAUGCAGACAAUAGAUUUCUAUGCCAGGUUGUCUACAUAAGCCUUACACAUUUGCAAAAAAAAUUUGAUUUUUUGAUCACAAUGUUUACAAGCACUUAUUUUAGUAGAAAACUUUUUCAGGUAUAAGACAUCCUUGAAACCCUUGUUACGUAAUUGAAUUAUGGUGUAAUUAGGCCUAUUGGAGCCACGAAAUUGUAAUAUAACUAUUUAAAAUGGUUUGUUUUCUAUUUCAUUUUUGGUAUCUUUUGUUAAUAUGGCCCGCGACACGAUUGUUAGAAAUUAAAAUGGCCCGCAGACCGUAUGAGGUUGAGCCUCACUGCACUAAAGAAUCAAUUAACUAGAAAUACUUGUAAAGUCUAAAUGUUAUUUUAAAAGAUAUUUUAGAAAAAUACAAAAUAUGUUUAAUUUCUAAAAAUAAUGUAUAACCGUGUUUAAAAAAAGAGAAUCUUACACAGAUUUUUUAGGGGAAAACAUGUGUUUUCUACACAUAAUUCUUUACUUUAGAAACUUUAUAAAUAAUAAACUAUAUAACAAUGUCGUUGGUGAUGACAAAGAAGAUAUUAGUUGGUCCCUGGCUAUUUGAUUUUCUACACAGGCUUUCUUGAGAUGCAAGAUUUUAAUUAAGCUUGUGAAGGUCCAUUAUACACUGUUUUAAUGUAAUAUCUUAGAAAAUGUGUGACACUUUGUUGAUACAUUUUUAUUUAUCUUUUAUUAAAACCAUUAUUUUUUAUUUAACAUUAUUUCUGCGACAUUCCAUGAAAAUAUUACCUUCCUUUAUGCUAACUUGUAUUUAUGUUGCUAUUUCAAAACAUCUAAGUGUACACACACACACACAAAGUGGCACAAUGUGUUUGACAUCUGACAUUCAUAGACCUACAACCAUUUUCUUAGACCAUAUAUUCUUGAAAGAGACAUGGACUUUUCAAUGGGAAACUAUGAAACGAAUUAUUUUGUCUUAAUCACCAGAAUUCACAAUCAAUUAUCUUAGCCAUGCUAUGUGAUUUCCCUUUAGCAAUAACAAACCAAAGUAGAAACAUCAGUCCCCUGUACAUCAUGACAAUUAUAUUAUAAGAGUUUCUUCAGUUCUGCAAUGUCUUUAUUUUUUAGUUUGUGUUGAUCAAUGUUUCCUAUGUUCUUUGUUCAGGGAGUGUCUCCUAUGACGUUGGUAACUUUGUUAUCCAGAUAUUAGUUGUAUGUUGUUUAGUUUCGUUUUCUUCAGUGAAAUUUUGUGAGGCUGGCUACAUGUAUUAUAUUUUUUGGUACGCAGGUGGUCAUCACAAACAUUAUUCUUUAUAAGUAUUAGGUGGUGUUUUUAUUGUGAUGAGGUUCUUUAAACCAACAUAAAAUAAAUAUUUUAAUAUUUAGUUGGUAUAAAACAGAUUGUUCCUUUUAUUUUUUAAAAUAAUACAAAUAAUUAAAGCAAUAUUGGGGUUAAUGUAACAUCUUAAAUUGUGUGUAUGUUAAUAUUAACACAAAAUAAUGUGCUUUUUUUUCUUUGGGCUCUUUAAGUAAGAAGAAUCAUAACUGCUGAUUUCGUAUGUCAGAUUACAUAAUCUCCCUUUGUAUAAUGUAAAUACAAUGGAGGCUACUGUGUUGGUUUUCAUAAAAUUAUUCUUCUCGGUAUUAUUAUUAAAUAUAAGUUCAUACUAAUGAUAUUUUCAUACUAUAA
Messenger RNA from Biomphalaria glabrata, 5206 nucleotides. RefSeq lists its product as uncharacterized. The transcript has 7 exons. The coding region runs from base 560 to 1513 and encodes 317 amino acids. The record is from RefSeq and is a predicted model, not a curated record. Lineage: Eukaryota; Metazoa; Mollusca; Gastropoda; Planorbidae.